GUCUUGACACCGUUCCAGAGGCUCUGUGAGUUCUGCUAAACUGGGGGGGCCGCCAGGCCGAGGUCAGAGGCCUCCACCCGCCACCAGCAUGAAUCCUGCCUCUGGAUUAACGCUGCUGCUCCCCCUUGUCAACCUCGCCUACUUGCUGCUGGUGGGCUGCACCGCUGAAAGUCCCCCCGAGUUCAUCAAGAACCCUGUGGACCAGAUCGGGGUCUCCGGAGGGGUGGCCUCCUUCGUCUGCCAAGCGAGGGGAGACCCCAAGCCCCGCGUCACCUGGAACAAGAAAGGGAAGAAAGUGAACUCCCAGAGGUUUGAGACGAUUGAGUUUGACGAAGGUGCCGGCGCUGUCUUGAGGAUACAGCCCCUCCGCACCCCCAGGGACGAAAACAUUUACGAAUGCGUUGCUCAGAACUCCGUGGCAGAGAUCACCGUCAACGCCAAACUGACUGUCCUGAGAGAGGACCAGCUGCCUUCCGGCUUCCCCAUCAUCGACAUGGGGCCCCAGCUGAAAGUGGUGGAGCGAACGCGCACCGCCACCAUGCUGUGCGCAGCCAGUGGGAACCCAGACCCAGAGAUCACGUGGUUCAAAGAUUUCUUGCCCGUCGACCCCAGCGCCAGCAACGGGAGGAUCAAGCAGCUGAGAUCAGGUGGCCUUCAGAUCGAAAGCAGCGAAGAGACCGACCAGGGGAAGUACGAGUGCGUGGCCAGCAACAGCGCCGGCGUGCGAUACUCCUCACCCGCAAACCUAUAUGUGAGAGUUCGCCGCGUGGCCCCCCGCUUCUCCAUCCCCCCCUCCAGCCACGAGAUCAUGCCCGGGGGCAACGUCAACAUCACCUGCGUGGCGGUUGGCUCCCCCAUGCCCUACGUCAAGUGGAUGCAGGGGGCGGAAGACCUGACGCCGGAGGACGACAUGCCCGUGGGGCGGAACGUCCUGGAGCUGACCGACGUCAAGGACUCGGCCAACUACACCUGCGUGGCCAUGUCUAGCCUGGGCGUCAUCGAAGCCGUGGCUCAGAUCACUGUGAAAUCGCUCCCCAAGGCUCCCGGGACGCCCAUCGUGACGGAAACGACCGCGACGAGCAUCACCAUCACGUGGGACUCGGGGAACCCCGACCCCGUGUCCUACUACGUGAUCGAGUACAAGUCGAAGAGCCAGGAUGGGCCCUACCAGAUCAAGGAAGACAUCACCACCACCCGCUACAGCAUCGGGGGGCUCAGCCCCAACUCGGAGUACGAGAUCUGGGUGUCGGCCGUCAACACCAUCGGGCAGGGGCCACCCAGCGACCCCGUGGUGAUGCGGACAGGGGAGCAGGCGCCCGCCAGCGCCCCCCGCAACGUCCAGGGCCGGAUGCUGAGCGCCUCGACCAUGAUCAUCCAGUGGGAGGAGCCCGUGGAGCCGAACGGUCAGAUCCGAGGCUACAGGGUCUACUACACCAUGGAGCCGGACCAGCCGGUCAGCAACUGGCAGAAGCACAACGUGGACGACAGCUUGUUGACCACCGUCAGUAGUCUCCUGGAGAUGGAAACCUACACCGUUCGGGUCCUGGCUUUCACUUCCGUGGGGGACGGGCCGCUCUCGGACCCGAUCCAAGUCAAAACCAAGCAAGGAGUUCCCGGGCAGCCCAUGAACUUCAGGGCAGAAGCCAAAAGCGAUAGCAGCAUUUUGCUGACCUGGAGUCCUCCCCGCCAGGACAUCAUAUUGAAGUAUGAGCUGGUUUUCAAAGACGCCACGCAGGCAAAACCAGAGACGAGGACCUUUGACCCCGUGACCUCGUACACCAUGAGAGACCUGAAGCCCAACACAGAGUAUGUCUUCAAACUGGCUGCUCGCUCGGCCUUGGGCAUCGGGGCUGAAACCCCGGAGGUCAGGGAGCGAACCCUGCAGGCUAAACCGUCCGCCCCCCCUCGAGACGUAAAAUGUGUCAGCACCAGAUCCACGGCCAUUCUGGUAAGUUGGCGGCCCCCUCCAGCCGAAAGCCAAAAUGGCGUCCUGAACGGAUAUAGCGUUCGCUACCGAGCCCUGGACUCAGAGGACACGGAGCCGAGAGAGGUGACCAACAUCCACGCAACCACCAACCAGAUCCUCCUGGAAUCGCUGGAGAAGUGGACGGAAUACCGCAUCACUGUGGUGGCGCACACGAUGGUGGGACCCGGGCCAGAAAGCUCGCCGGUCAUCGUCCGCACUGACGAAGACGUGCCCAGUGCCCCGCCACGCAAAGUGGAAGUGGAGGUUCUGAAUUCGACCGCCAUCCAAGUGUUCUGGCGCUCGCCGCUCCAGAACCGCCAGCACGGGCAGAUUCGCGGCUACCAAGUACACUACAUACGGAUGGAGAACGGAGAGGCCAACGGCCUACCCCAGAUCAAAGACGUGAUGCUGGCUGACGCUCAGUGGGAAACCGAUGACACUGCAGAAUACGAAAUGAUCAUCGCUGGGCUGCAACCAGAGACUGCCUAUUCCAUCACCGUGGCUGCCUACACGAUGAAAGGAGACGGCGCCCGCAGCAAACCCAAGGUGGUCGUGACCAAGGGGGCAGUCCCAGGGAAGCCGAUCCUGUCCGUCCACCCGACUCAAGAAAACGCCCUGCUGGUCAAGUGGGAGCCUCCUCUGGACGCAGAGGGUCAGGUGCUGGGCUACCGCUUGCAGUUCGGCCGCAGGGACAUUGACCCCUUGGCGACGCUGGAAUUCUCCUCGGAGGAGGACAGGUACACCGCCACCAGCAUCCACCGAGGGGCCACGUACGUCUUCAAGCUGGCCGUCAAAAGCCGGUCCGGCUUCGGGGAGGAAGCGGUCCAGGAGCUCACCAUCCCAGAAGACGUGCCCAAGGGCUACCCGCAGAUCCUCGAGGCCAGCAACGUCACCUCCAAGUCUGUGCAGUUCCACUGGAUGCCCCCUGUCCUGGCCGAGCAGAACGGGGUCAUUGUCAAGUAUACCGUGGCUUACCGAGAGGCCGCCUCCUCCGGGAGCCCGCAGGAGAAAGAGCUCCCUCCGUCUCCCGAGAACUCGUACACGCUGAACGGCCUCAAGCCCAACACGGCCUACGAUGUUAAAAUCCGUGCCCACACCAGUAAAGGUCCCGGGCCGUACAGCCCUUCUGUCCAAUACCGGACGUUCCUCCUGGACCAAGUUUUCCCCAAAAACUUCAAAGUGAGGAUGGUGACCAAGACGUCGGUCCUCCUAGGAUGGGAGUUCCCCGAGAAUUACAAUUCUGCCGUUCCGUACACGAUCCAGCACGAGGGCAAAGAGAUCGAGGUGGACGGCCGUGCCACCAAGAAGCUCAUCACGAACCUGAGACCUCACAUGUCGUACAAGUUCAUCCUGAAAGGUCCCAAGGGCACUUUGGGGAACCUCCAACAGCAGGUGGAGGUUUCGACGGCAGCCAACCUGCUCAGCCGGAAGCCGGAGGUGACCUACAGACACGACAUGGACGGCAGCAUCGUGGUGAACCUGCCGGAAGUAAAAGGCUCAGAUUCACCAGCGCAGGCAUACUACAUCGUGGUUGUCCCCCUGAAGAAAUCCAAAAGCGGCCAGUUCCAGAACAUAUACCACAGUCCGGAAGAGAUGGACUUGGAGGAGUUGAUUCAGAUCUCCCGGCUGCAACGCCGUAGCCUCCGCCACUCCCGCCAGCUCGACCUCCACAAACCCUACAUCGCGGCCCGCUUCAACACCCUGCCCCCCUACUUCAUCCUCGGGGACAUGAAGCGCUAUGACGGCUUCGAGAACAGAGCCCUGGAACCCGGUCAGAAGUAUGUCACCUUCGUCCUGGCUGUGCUGCGGGCAUCCGAUUCGUUAUAUGCUGCCAGCCCCUUUUCUGACCCGAUCCAGAUAGACAACCCGGACCCACAGCCGAAGAUCGACGGAGAGGAGGGACUGAUCUGGGUGAUCGGGCCGGUCUUAGCCGUGGUGUUCAUCAUCUGCAUCGUCAUCGCGAUCCUCCUUUACAAAAACAAGCCCGACAGCAAACGGAAAGACUCUGAGCCGCGCAUCAAAUGCAUGCUGAACAACGCGGAGAUCACCCCCCACCACCCCAAGGACCCUGUGGAGAUGAGGCGGAUCAACUUCCAGACCCCAGAUUCUGGGCUGAGCAGUCCCCUCAGUGACCCUGAGUUUGACCUUGAAAGUAUGCUGAGCCACCCACCCAUCCCAAUUUCGGAGCUGGCAGACCACACGGAGCACCUGAAGGCCAACGACAACCUGAAGCUCUCUCAGGAGUACGAGUCCAUUGACCCGGGUCAGCAAUUCACUUGGGAACACUCCAACCUCGAGGUCAACAAGCCGAAAAACCGCUAUGCCAACGUGAUCGCCUACGACCAUUCCCGCGUCAUUUUGCUGCCCAUUGAAGGAAUCGUGGGCAGCGACUACAUUAACUCCAACUACAUCGACGGCUACCGUAAGCAAAAUGCGUACAUCGCUACGCAGGGGCCCCUUCCGGAGACUUUCGGGGACUUCUGGAGGAUGGUGUGGGAACAGCGCUCGGCCACGGUGGUGAUGAUGACCAAACUGGAGGAGAAAUCGCGGAUAAAGUGUGACCAGUACUGGCCAGGCCGGGGCACUGAGACGUACGGAAUGAUCCAAGUCACCUUGCUGGAUACAAUCGAGCUGGCCACGUUCUGCGUCCGAACCUUCUCGCUUCACAAGAACGGCUCCAGCGAGAAACGAGAAGUCCGGCAGUUCCAGUUCACGGCCUGGCCAGAUCACGGUGUCCCCGAGUACCCGACCCCGUUCCUGGCCUUCCUCAGGAGAGUGAAAACCUGCAACCCACCCGAUGCAGGGCCCAUUGUUGUGCACUGCAGCGCUGGGGUCGGCCGCACGGGCUGCUUCAUCGUGAUCGACGCCAUGCUGGAGAGGAUAAAACACGAGAAGACGGUGGACAUUUACGGCCACGUCACUCUCAUGAGGUCUCAGAGAAAUUACAUGGUGCAGACAGAGGACCAGUACAGCUUCAUACACGACUCCUUGCUGGAAGCCGUCGCCUGUGGGAACACAGAAGUCCCCGCCCGAAAUCUGUACACCUACAUUCAGAAGCUGGCACAGAUAGAAGUCGGGGAGCACGUCACCGGCAUGGAGCUCGAAUUCAAGAGACUCGCCAACUCCAAAGCCCACACCUCCCGGUUCAUCAGCGCCAACCUCCCGUGCAACAAAUUCAAGAACCGCCUUGUCAACAUCAUGCCAUACGAGACCACGCGGGUCUGCCUGCAGCCUAUCCGGGGAGUCGAGGGGUCCGACUACAUCAACUCCAGCUUCAUCGAUGGGUACAGGCAACAGAGAGCGUACAUCGCCACGCAAGGUCCGCUGGCGGAGACCACAGAAGACUUCUGGCGGAUGCUGUGGGAGAACAACUCCACCAUUGUCGUGAUGCUGACCAAACUACGAGAGAUGGGGCGGGAAAAGUGCCACCAGUACUGGCCAGCAGAGAGGUCCGCCCGGUACCAGUACUUUGUGGUCGACCCCAUGGCGGAAUACAACAUGCCUCAAUACAUCCUCCGGGAGUUCAAGGUCACCGAUGCCAGGGAUGGCCAGUCACGGACCGUGCGCCAGUUCCAGUUUACGGACUGGCCGGAGCAAGGCGUGCCAAAAUCCGGUGAAGGCUUCAUUGAUUUCAUCGGGCAGGUGCACAAAACCAAGGAGCAGUUUGGACAAGACGGGCCCAUCUCCGUCCACUGCAGCGCCGGCGUGGGCAGGACCGGCGUCUUCAUCACCCUCAGCAUCGUCCUGGAGAGAAUGCGCUACGAGGGCGUGGUGGACAUCUUCCAGACAGUGAAGAUGCUACGGACGCAGAGGCCUGCCAUGGUGCAGACGGAGGAUGAAUAUCAGUUCUGUUACCAAGCCGCGCUGGAAUACCUGGGCAGUUUUGAUCACUAUGCAACAUAAAAACAAACAAAAA
Lacerta agilis (Sand lizard) is the source of this 5882-nucleotide messenger RNA. RefSeq names its product protein tyrosine phosphatase receptor type S (gene PTPRS). The transcript is spliced from 34 exons. Gene Ontology annotation, biological process: protein dephosphorylation. The coding region runs from base 89 to 5869 and encodes 1926 amino acids. Lineage: Eukaryota; Metazoa; Chordata; Lepidosauria; Squamata; Lacertidae. Gene Ontology annotation, molecular function: protein binding; protein tyrosine phosphatase activity. The record is from RefSeq and is a predicted model, not a curated record.